This is a messenger RNA of Artibeus jamaicensis (Jamaican fruit-eating bat), 583 nucleotides long. It is a transcript of the gene CCDC167, whose product is annotated as coiled-coil domain containing 167. The record is from RefSeq and is a predicted model, not a curated record. Bases 43 to 336 code for a protein of 97 amino acids. Lineage: Eukaryota; Metazoa; Chordata; Mammalia; Chiroptera; Phyllostomidae. The transcript has 4 exons.
CGGGAGCGUCCAAUAACGACUAGGGGAUCCGGGCAAGUAAAAAUGGCUAAAAAGAAGCGGGAGAAACUGGGCGUCGCUCUAGAGAUCGAUGGGCUGGAGGAGAAGCUGUCACAAUGUCAGAGGGACCUGGAGGCUGUGAACUCCAGGCUCUGUGGGGCAGAGCUGAGCCCAGACACCAGGAAGUCUCUGGAGAAGGAGAAAAACAGCUUGAUGAACAAAGCCUCCGACUAUGAAAAGGAGCUGAAGUUGCUUCGGCAGGAGAACCGGAAGAACAUGCUGCUCUCUGUGGCCAUCUUUGUCCUCCUGAGCCUCAUCUAUGCCUGCUGGACCAUGUGAGCCCAAGAUUUCUCCAGUUUGUAGCCUGGUUGCAACCAAGCAGGCCCUUCAGGCCUCAAGAGGACCAAGGUACAGGGACGUUUCUGCUCCACCCGGACACUGGAGCAGGGCUUCCCGUUGGCUCAGUCCCUCCUGCUGCCCUGCCCUGCCCUGCCUUGGGGCCUGGGUCUCCAGGACUGCGUGCUGGCCCCUCCCUUAGCCCACGGGAGAGGCAAUAAAGAACACCAGGGCUGCGCCUGUCUGCUGA